AGGGUAGACUGUGCCCACCGAUUCACCUGCUGCAGGAGACAGAACAAUCUCAACCUACCCAGUCCCCUAAUAACUACAACUAGAUAGUUACACAAUAAAACCACCUUAAAACAUUUAGAAAAUCAAAAACAGGAAGAAGACAGAAAAAGUACAGAAGUACAUCUACAAUCCACAUCCACAAUAAGUUAUUGUUUAUGUCUCUGCCUGAUUUGAAUAGGUCACUCUGACAAACAUGUGACCUUAAGUUUAAUGUUCACACUGAAAGCAGGCCUAGGGUGACUCGUUUAAACAUACAUAUUCAGGCAGAACUGUCUGUUAAUUAAUAAUUUAAAACAUUAUAAAGAUCAAAUGUUGGACUUCCAGCCCAAACACGUGCCACCAAACAGCAUUUAAAAAGAGGAGGGCCGAAUUCAUCAGUAGUAGACACUUGGACUUGAAGUCAGGGUUAAUACUUCAUCUCUUAACGAACAGGCGAAGUCCUUCAUCUUGAGAUGAACAAAGGAAGAGUAAAGCGAAGUCAGAACACUGCUGGAGACAGAGGACGGUGGGCAAACAAAACAGAAUAUCUUCUGGUCGUUGCAGGAAAUGUGGUGGGUCUGGGCAACGUGUGGAGAUUUCCUUAUCUCUGCUACAAGAAUGGUGGAGGUGCCUUUCUGGUGCCAUAUUGUCUCUUAGCUGUGGUGUGUGGAAUACCAUUGUUCCUAAUGGAGACUUCAUUUGGUCAGUACACUCAAGAAGGAUUUAUCACCUGCUGGAGGAAACUGUGUCCACUGGCACAAGGAAUUGGAUAUGGAGCUUUCAUAAUGAAACUUUAUGACUUUAGCUACAUUUUAAUACAAGUCUGGGCUCUCUUCUACCUCGUGUUUUCAUUCAGCUCCCAGCUCCCAUGGGUCAGCUGUGAGAACACCUGGAAUACAGCUAACUGUCUUGGUCUUUACUCAUCUAAUGGGACUGCAAAUCUAACCAACGCCACCUCUGCUGCAGUCGAGUUCUGGGAGCAUCGGAUGCUGGGCAUGUCUGCAGGUAUCGAGGAAAUGGGCAGUGUGAGGUGGGAGCUGGCUCUUUGUUUACUGGCCAGCUGGGUGUUCUGUUACUUCAGCAUUUGGAAAGGUGUCAGAUCUUCUGGAAAGGUAGCCUAUUUCACAGCCCCAUUUCCCUAUGUGAUACUCCUAAUACUGCUCAUUAGAGGGCUGACUUUACCAGGAGCAUGGGAAGGAAUUUACUUCUACCUGUAUCCAGAUGUGAACCAGCUGGCUAACCUUGAGGUCUGGACUGAGGCAGGCUCUCAAAUAUUCUUCUCCUACAGCCUGACAAUGGGGACUCUAAAUGUUCUGGGCAGCUACAAUGAUUACAACAAUAACUGUUAUAAAGACUGCUUUUGGCUGUGUCUGCUGAACAGUGGAACCAGUUUUGUUGCUGGGUUUGUUGUCUUCUCUGUACUGGGAUUCAUGGCAGAGAAACAGGGUGUAACUGUGGAUGCUGUGGCUGAGUCAGGUCCAGGUCUGGCCUUCAUUGCUUACCCUCAGGCUACAGCGAUGAUGCCUUUGCCACAGUUUUGGACCGUCUGCUUUUUCCUGAUGCUCAUUCUGCUCAGUGUCGACACACAUUUUGUGACAGUAGAGAGUGUCAUCACCUCCAUCAGUGACUUGUUUCCGACGUUGUUUCGUGCUCCGGUGAGGCAUGAGAUCUUUGUCCUUAUCUUCUGUUCAGCCUUCUUUCUCGUACAUCUGACCAUGGUCACCGAGGGAGGAAUAUACAUAUUCCAGCUUAUUGAUUACUACGGUUGCACCAGAGCUUGUCAGGAUUGUAUGGCUGUUUGUCAGUGUGUGGCUAUAGCCUGGAUUUUUGGUGCUGAACGUUUUUCCAACAUUAUUCUGGACAUGGCAGGACAGAAACCAUCUGCCUUCUUUAAUCUGUGCUGGAGAUACAUCAUUCCUCUGCUGACACUUUCUUCCUUCAUCUUGUACCUCGUUGAUUAUCGACACCUCAAGAUUAACAACUCAUACGUUUACCCAGACUGGGCGUACACACUAGGAUGGGCCAUGACUCUGUCGUCUGUUCUCAUGGUACCACUGUUCGCAGCUGUACAGAUGUAUUUAACACCAGGCACCUUCAGACAGCGUUUGCUCGUCCUUUGUCGUCCUGUUGAAGAGGCAGUGAAGCAGACAGAAAAUGAGGGAAUGAAACUAAGUGGUGACAACUGUAAAGCUGAAGCCCUCUGCGGGAAACGUGUCUCCAGUUCACUUAAAACUUAAGGUUAAAAACCUUUUCAGCUCUCAUAACUUUGUAGUAAUCAGCGAUGAUUUAUUAAUAAAUUAACAAUUAAAUGAAAACAAACUUUAAUGGUUGUUCAUUUCGGACAUUUCUCAAGUCUUUUGUUUUAGCACACUGUCUAUACAAAAGACCAGUUACAUACUCAGGUAAGAUGUUGUUAGCAUUUUAUAAACUUUGUUAAAGAAAGUUAAAAGGGAGUUAAAGUAGCCUUUGAGCCUCCCAUGUGUAUUCGCCAAAGAUACAUGUGAGGCAUUUAGAUAUCUACAGAUGGCAGCUAACUCAAUGGUUUUAGUUAAUUAAAAUAACAUGAAUGAACGGAGUGCACACACAAGUGAUCACAUUAUUAAAUGGAUGUUUUUCAAUAUACUCUGCACUGUAUACUGUAAAUAUAUAUGAGAAUCAUAGUUUUUCACAUCUUUAUGCAGAGUUCUUUUUUUAGUUCUCACUGAGGUUCUGUUGUAUGUGAUACUGUUAGACAAAGUAUUUAGUCAGCAGGUCAGCAUGACUGAAUAACUGCGAUCAAAGUGCUUAUCAAAAUAUGCAGCAGCUAUGCCCGUUACUGCCUGGUGUGAGUCUGAUCGUGUCACACAUCCCCCAGUUUGAUUUGACUGGUAAAUGAAU
Messenger RNA from Oreochromis aureus, 2895 nucleotides. Its product is annotated as sodium- and chloride-dependent GABA transporter 3-like. The transcript has 16 exons. Gene Ontology annotation, biological process: sodium ion transmembrane transport. The record is from RefSeq and is a predicted model, not a curated record. NCBI's taxonomy places the organism in Eukaryota, Metazoa, Chordata, Actinopteri, Cichliformes, Cichlidae. Bases 492 to 2255 code for a protein of 587 amino acids. Gene Ontology annotation, cellular component: membrane.